AUGUACAGUAUUGGAGCUGAACUUCUGCAGUUCAUGUCUGGAGUUUUGCUGAAGAAUGUGUUGUGGGAUAAAUUUAAUCACAAGGGUCGAAGGUGGACAAGCAAAGUUUUGGUGACUUCUCGAUCGAAUAUACUUCCAGCUUCUCUUUACUGCAAUAAGAUUGUUCCAUUGGAGAACAUGGAAGACGCCGAGUUCUUGGCACUCUUCAAAAACCAUGCCUUUUCUGGUGCAGAAGUCGGAGAACAUAGUUUGCGUCAGAAGCUAGAAGAGAUUGCAGAGAAGCUUGGUACUAGAUUGGGACGAUCUCCUUUGGCAGCAAAAACUGUGGGUUUACAGCUGAGCAGGAAAAAGGAUAUCACUUCAUGGAAAGAUGCUCUAAAGAAGGACAACUUCAGUGAUCCCACGAAAGCUCUGUUGUGGAGUUAUGAUAAGUUAGAUCCACAUCUCCAGAGAUGCUUUCUAUAUUGCAGCUUAUUUCCAAAAGGCCAUCGUUAUGACAUCACGGAGUUGGUUCACCUGUGGAUGGCAGAGGGAUUUAUUGAUUCGUGCAACGGGAACAAAGGAGUGGAAGAUAUUGGCAAGGAUUGCUUCAGUGAGAUGGUCUCACUUUCAUUCUUUCAACCAAUUGACUAUAGAUGUCGUACAACCUAUGUUAUGCAUGAUCUUAUUCAUGAUUUGGCACAGUCACUCUCUAAAGAGCACUGCUUCAGAUUAGAAGAUAAUAAGGUGGCAGAAAUACCAUACACUGUCCGACACUUGUCUGUUCAUGUUGAGAGUAUGAUACAGCAUAAGCAAAGCAUUUGCGAGCUACCUCAGUUACGUACUAUUAUCUGCAUUGACCCAGUUAUAGAUGAUAUAAGUGAUGUUUUCAAUCAGAUACUGAGGAAUUCGAAGUUGCGUGUACUAUAUCUGUCAUUCUACAACAGUAGCAAGUUGCCAGAAUCAAUUGAUGAGCUGAAGCAUCUUAGGUAUUUAAACAUCAUCGACACGUCAAUUUCUGAAUUGCCAAGCUCAUUAUGUACUCUUUACCACUUACAGUUCCUUAAGUUCAGUAUCAGAGUUAAGAGUUUGCCUGACAAGCUCUGCAAUUUAAAUAAGCUGUGGUAUCUUGAACGGCACGGGAGUUGGAUAGAUGAUGAUCCGUUCAACAGUGCUGUGCCUCAAGUUCCCAACAUAGGCAAGCUAACUUUGCUCCAACAACUUUUUAACUUUUCUGUGGAAAAGCAGAAGGGAUAUGAGUUGCGGCAGCUGAGGGACAUGAACGAGCUUGGUGGCUGUUUAAAUGUUACAAAUCUUGAAAAUGUCACUGCAAAGGAUGAAGCUAUAGAGUCCAACCUACACCGGAAAACUCAUCUUGAAAGUUUGCACCUUGGCUGGAUUUAUAUAGAUGACAUAAAUGUAGAGGACAGUUUACACUUGGAGAUUUUGGAAUGCCUGAUGCCUCCGCCCCGACUUAAGGGCCUCACAAUCCAAGGUUACAGAUCGGCGAAAUAUCCAGGUUGGUUUCUUCAGGAUUCAUAUUUUGAGAAUCUGGAAACCUUUAAGCUUGUUAACUGCACUGCAUUAGAACGCCUACCAACCAAUGUAGAACUCUUCAGGAAUUGCUGCUCACUUCACCUCAAGGAUAUGCCAAACCUAAAGACAUUACCUUGUCUUCCAGCAGGUCUUAAAAUGUUAUCAAUUACCAAUUGUCCACUGCUUAUAUUUGUUUCCAGUGAUGAACCAGAGCAGCAUGAUCAGUGGGAGAAUAUCAUGAAUAGAGAGCAAUUGGUAUCAAACCUUUCUUUGAUAUCGGGUAAGAGUUUUGUAUCAAAAACAAGUGACAUAAUAGCAUCGGAAUUUUCAUCUCUGGAGCAGUUAAUGGCAUUGAUGGACGAGGAUAUGCCACGUGUUGAAAACAUUAGAAGUAUUACAGAAAGAGAGGAAUUUGUGAUAGAGGAUGGCAUCAAUGCAUGGAUAUAUUGCCACAUGGAGAGGAUGGGACUCAUUUAUGGAAGAAGCAUCGGGCGGCCUCUGGUUCCACCAUCAGAACUUCACGAACUCACUCUUUCUUCAUGCAGUAUUACAGAUGGGGCAUUAGCUGUUUGCCUUAAUGGUCUUACUUUACUGAGAACUUUGUGCUUAACUCAGAUCAUGACUUUGACUACCCUUCCGUCGCAAGAGGUCCUCCAACAUUUGACAAACCUGAAGUACCUGGAUAUCAAGUCUUGCUGGUGUCUCAAGUCAUUAGGGGGUUUACGAGCUGCUACCUCCCUUUUGGAGGUCAGAUUGUUUUCCUGCCCUUCUCUAAACUUGGCACGUGGAGCAGAUGAAAUGCCAUUAUCUCUUGCGAAGCUCAAAAUAUUUUGGUGCACAGUUGGAGCUAAUUUUCUCAGUACUGGUCUCCCGCACCUGAGAGAGCUUUACAUAUUUAGCUGCAGAAGCUCUGCAUCCUUGUCGAUUGGUCAUCUCAGCUCCCUUGUAUCAUUAUCACUAUGCAGUCUACCGGAUCUAUGCAUUGUUGAAGGACUGUCUUCCCUACAACUUCACGAGUUAAAUUUACAAGUUGUCCCGAAGCUCAACGCGAAAUGCAUCGCACAGUUUCGGGUGCAGAAAUGGCUCCUUGUUAGCAGCCCUGUGAUACUCGACCACAUGCUCUCGGCUAAAGGUUUUAUAGUUCCAGAAGUUCUCUAUCUUUUUAAUUGCAAGAAGUCAUCCGUUUCAUUCGAAGAAUCUGCAAAUUUCUCAUCCCUGCGGGACCUGACAUUGGCUCAAUGUGAAAUGAGGUCCUUGCCAGGAAAUCUCAAGUGCCUGACUAGUCUGACACGACUUGGUAUCAUGGACUGUCCCAACAUAUCAUCUUUACCUGAUCUGCCAUCCUCCCUCCAACAUAUAUUUGUUUGGGGUUGUGAGCGCCUGAAGGAGAGCUGCCAAGCACCUGAUGGAGAAAGCUGGCCAAAGAUUGCGAGUAUCCGCUGCAAGGAAAUCAAAUGAACUGUGAUUUCAGAUUCACAGCUAUAAAUGAAUGCAAAGGCUGGGAGAAUGAAGCUUCGUUUUCCAACAAUCUCAAGAUCCAGCAACCUCAUCUCCACUGCCUGUCAGGAGUUGAGUGUUGGGCUGCCUCAAGCUCACUUACACUUCAACUCUGUCUGCGCUGUGGCUGGUGCGGACCCCUUGGCUCCUUUCAUCCUCGAUUGCGCUAUGCAUCGCUCUUCCACUCUUGAGGGCUCCAUUGCUGUGCUAAGAGCCCAAGACACGUGUGCCUAAGUUUGAAGCUCGUUUUAUGUUACUAUUGUGUUUUUUUUAUCCUGUCAUGGAGUGUCACUUCUGAUUUUGAUUGGUGCUGGUCAUAAAUAUUAUUUCUUGUGUGCCGAGAGUCGAUAUCUCACGAGUUCUGGAGGGUAAAAGCCCCACAAUUAUGUACAGUAUUGGAGCUGAACUUCUGCAGUUCAUGUCUGGAGUUUUGCUGAAGGUCUGAUGUGAAGCAGCUCUGAAUCAUUUUAAGAGGCUCAGGAUAUCCACAACUCAUUGUCCAGCUUUUAACCCAUUGCCAGUCAUAUCCUCCUUCGAUGAAUACAAAUCUGAAUACACUAGUAGCCCUCACAGCAGGUCUUAAUUUCUCAUCAAGCUAUGGCAAUCAGUGUCAAUCGCUUGAUUUUGCGGCCAUUCUAGAGACAGGGAGAAGUAAUCACACUCAGUCCGACCUGAGUCACUCGAGUGUAUGACGUCACUUUGUGUGGGCAUUGUCUCCCCUCUAGAGUUUGCUCAUGUGGGAUCAUUGUCUCCCCUCUAGAGUUUGCUCGUGUGGGAUCAUUGUUUGGGGACUAUGGUGACUGUUAAAAUUCCGUAGAACUAAGUGUAAAUAACUAUUUUUCAGAGAUGCUGGUCAGGGUGCACUAGCUAAUUAAUCUUGACAGAAUGUGUUGUGGGAUAAAUUUAAUCACAAGGGUCGAAGGUGGACAAGCAAAGUUUUGGUGACUUCUCGAUCGAAUAUACUUCCAGCUUCU
Molecule: messenger RNA, 3986 nt
Organism: Hordeum vulgare subsp. vulgare (domesticated barley)
Lineage: Eukaryota; Viridiplantae; Streptophyta; Magnoliopsida; Poales; Poaceae
Product: putative disease resistance protein At3g14460
Exons: 3
Coding region: 1-2973 (990 amino acids)
Biological process (GO): defense response to other organism
Molecular function (GO): ADP binding
Source: RefSeq, a predicted model, not a curated record